Messenger RNA from Helianthus annuus (common sunflower), 1268 nucleotides. RefSeq names its product uricase-2. Gene Ontology annotation, cellular component: peroxisome. The transcript has 8 exons. NCBI's taxonomy places the organism in Eukaryota, Viridiplantae, Streptophyta, Magnoliopsida, Asterales, Asteraceae. Bases 162 to 1103 code for a protein of 313 amino acids. Gene Ontology annotation, biological process: purine nucleobase catabolic process; urate catabolic process. The record is from RefSeq and is a predicted model, not a curated record. Gene Ontology annotation, molecular function: urate oxidase activity.
UGGGCAUUCACACACCACACCCACUGUUUCCCCCUUUGUUUAAGCUAUUUAAGCAACAGUAAUGGCGUCAAUGGCGUAAUCAUCCAAAACUGUACAACAUACACUUGAGUGUGACUGUGGGACCUGGAGAACAAUUUUCCAACUCGAUUAACACAACGCACAUGGCGACCACCAAAGAUCAAAUCCAAAUCGGCGGAAACAUCUUCGAGCAGAGGCAUGGAAAGGAGCGUGUUAGAGUCGGUAGGGUUUGGAGAUCCGGUGAUAACCGCCAUAACUUCGUUGAAUGGAACGUUAGUAUCAGUUUACUUUCUGAUUGUGUUAAUGCGUAUGUGAGUGCUGAUAAUUCCGAUAUCGUCGCAACGGAUACGAUGAAAAACACUGUAUAUGUGAAGGCAAAGGAGUGUAAAGAACAAGUUUCUGUCGAGGAAUUUGCAAUUAUACUUGCUAAGCAUUUUACUUCAUUCUAUCCACAGGUUACCACCGCAAUAGUCAAGAUUGUUGAAAAGCCUUGGGAGCGUAUCAGCAUGAACGGUCAACCUCACGAUCAUGGCUUUAAACUUGGAUCUGAGAAACAUACAACCGAAGUUAUCGUACAGAAGAAUGGUUCUUUGGGGGUGACUUCUGGUGUUGUUGGUUUAUCAUUGCUGAAGACAACACAAUCGGGUUUCGAGGGCUUCAUACGUGACCAAAACACAAUACUGCCUGAAACACGAGAGAGGAUGCUUGCAACAGAGGUCUCUGCAUCAUGGAGAUACCAAUUUAAAUCAUUGUCAAGUAUUAGCAAUAAGCCACUUCAAUUCACUGAAAAAUACCUCCGUGUGAAGAAGGUUUUAAUGGACACUUUCUUCGGUCCUCCUAAAGAGGGCGUGUACAGCCCCUCUGUUCAGGCUACUCUUUAUGAUAUGGCAAAAGCUGUUCUUGGCAGGUUUCCGGAUAUAUCAUCAGUCCAUUUGAAAAUGCCCAACAUCCAUUUUCUGCCGGUAAAUUUAUCAAGUAAAGUCAAUCCAGUCAUUGUGAAGUUUGAAGACGAUGUGUACCUGCCAACAGAUGAACCACAUGGAUCAAUCGAAGCUAGCUUGAGUCGCCCCUUGUCUAAAAUGUGAAAGGUUGACUUGACUGUUCAUGUUUUAUUCUCAAAUCUCAUAUCUCGAGUCUUGAGACUGGACGUUGUUUAAAAACAUGAUGUGUAAAUUAUAUAACCCUUUAAACUGUGAAUUAUCAAUAAAUUUCUGGUUUGCUAAAAAUGGUUUGGCGAAAAAGGAAAUAAA